GGCUACACCGAAAUAUAUUCCUUUCUUUACCCAUAAGAUGAGCAUUAUAAGGAAAAUUCACAUGAUGAGUGUUCUGCAAGGCAUAAACGUGCAUGAAACAAAGCUCAACUACACUCCUACAGAGGCACCUUCUUGUCUGCUUCUUCCUAUGGCUUUUACAAGAAAAGCUAGCACCAGCAAUAGAUGAUGGUGGAACAUGUAGCAGGACAGGGCGGCAGGCAAUCUUAUUCACGGUGACAAGCAGAAUGAUCCAUAACACGAUCAUAAAAGACGUCACCAUAUAUGCAAUAAUGGGUCCAGCCUCGCCGCCUUGCUCAUUUGACAAACGUGCUCAUAUCACCCAACCCCCAUUAUCUGGACCUAGAUUGUCAUGUCCACUAAAUUAUGGUUGAGAUCUAGGGACAGCCUCCUUGUUCAAUGAUCUUACUUGCAACUUGCUUUAAUUUGAUCUUUUUUAAUCUUUUGGGUCCUAAUCUUCUUCUUUUUCCCAUUCAAAUCGUCCGUUCUUUUUCUUUGGGUAUAUAAAGGCUUAGGCAUUUCCAACCUUUGUCAUACCAACAUAGCUACAACACCAAAGACCACCCAAAAGAGUUGAAAUCUCCAACCCUCAAUUAGUUCCACCAUGGAAUCUUACUACUUUGAUCAGUCCCCAAGUUCAGAAUUCUCACAAUUCUCACAAGAAUCAUUAUCACUGGAUGAAUCCGUCCUGUGGGAUAAGCUUCUUUUCCACCACAGUUCACUUCCCUUCAACCUUGCUGACUCUGAAGAAAUGCUACUUUUGGAUGUCAUAGCCAAGGGGAGUUCUACACAAACAUGGGAAACAGCCAAUUCCAUGGGUUUUGUCAAGGAAGAGGAAGUCACUUCCAAUGAAAAAGAAGAGGCAAAUCACAAGAAAGAGAUCAAGUCCUAUAGAGGGGUUCGGCGGCGGCCGUGGGGAAAGUACGCGGCGGAGAUAAGGGAUUCAACAAGGCAUGGAAUCCGAGUAUGGCUUGGAACCUUUGACAGUGCAGAGGCAGCUGCUCUAGCAUACGACCAGGCUGCAUUUUCAAUGAGGGGAACCUUGGCUGUGCUCAAUUUUCCGGUGGAAGUGGUCAGGGAGUCUCUGCAAGACAUGAAGAAUGUGAAUUAUGAGGAGGGCUGCUCACCUGUUGUGGCACUCAAGAGGAAGCACUCCAUGAGAAGAAAAUCCAUGUCUAGGAAAAGUAAAGGGAAAGAAGAGAUGAUGAGGCCACAGAAUGCGGUGGUUUUGGAGGAUUUAGGAGCUGAAUAUUUGGAGGAACUUUUGAGGUUGAGCCCAUCUCAGAAUUCCUGUCCUCGGUGAAUCUUUUUCUUUUUCAUCUUCAUUUCUUCAUGUAAUUCCUUUGUUUGUUCCUUCUUACUUUUUUUUUUCCUUUCAAUUUCUAUGAUAUCUGUUUGGUUAUCAAAAUCAAGUUUGUCAAGAUUUUGUGGAGUUUCAAUAUGGGCUAGGAGUCCUAAUCAAUCCCGUUGCUUGUAAAGUUGAAAAGAUGGGAUUCUAAUCAAGUUGCAUUAUCUUGUCUACCUCAA
This is a messenger RNA of Carya illinoinensis, 1545 nucleotides long. Its product is annotated as ethylene-response factor C3-like. The coding region runs from base 623 to 1321 and encodes 232 amino acids. Gene Ontology annotation, molecular function: DNA binding; DNA-binding transcription factor activity. Gene Ontology annotation, biological process: regulation of DNA-templated transcription; ethylene-activated signaling pathway. NCBI's taxonomy places the organism in Eukaryota, Viridiplantae, Streptophyta, Magnoliopsida, Fagales, Juglandaceae. The record is from RefSeq and is a predicted model, not a curated record. The transcript is spliced from 2 exons.